Rhizophagus irregularis DAOM 181602=DAOM 197198 is the source of this 1051-nucleotide messenger RNA. RefSeq lists its product as uncharacterized. The record is from RefSeq and is a predicted model, not a curated record. Lineage: Eukaryota; Fungi; Glomeromycota; Glomeromycetes; Glomerales; Glomeraceae.
AAGAAAUCAUCGACACAAGAAAUUAAAAAGGGGAAGAUCACCGAAAUUCCGGUUAAAACAACUUCCGAUGAUAAAUAUUUGGAUGAUCAUUUUGCCGCACAAUCACGUGAUCUGAAAUUUUACGACUUUCCUGCUUACUGGAAAGAUGAAAUGAUCUAUGAAAUGAUGAAGAAGGUUGGGUAUAUAGAAAGACUAGAAGUUAAAUGGAAUUACAAAUACAAAACCAUUCGAGCUAGAAUUCGCUUAACAAAAGAAAUGGAAGAAAAAUUUCAACAAGGCGGAUCAAAUAUAGCGCUAACAAAAAACGAUCGAAUGUAUUUUUUCAGGAUGUUUGAUGCAAAACUAGAUAGUUCAGUGAUCAAAAGAAGAUAUGGAUGGCAAGCAUACAGAAAACUAGAUAAAGAAGAAAUAGAGAAGAAGGAUGAUGAAAUAAUCAAAGACUAUAAUAAAACCUUCGGUGGUCAUUUUGCAAAAUUAAUCAAAAUAAACAAGAUCAAAUAUAUUUUGAUUUACUUCAACAAUGAAAACGAUCUAAUGAAGGCAAUUUAUAAGUCAACAAUGGAAGAAGAUCUAGGAAAAGGUUUAAAAAUAAAGUUACAAGACGAACUGAUCGGAGAAAAAGGGACGUACAAGCGAACAACAGGUAUAAACAGAUUUAAAGUACCAGCACAAACAAACAAAAAAGACAAGUUUGUAGAUGCUAGAUCUGAUAUUCUUUCAACAAUACCAAGAAUGAAAGAAGAACACCAAGCACUUGACGACUAAACAAUAAUUUCAGCGAAAGAUUGGACAAAAUAAAAAGAAAUCAAGCUUGCCAGAAGAGAAGAAUAGAAGUAAGGACGAAAAAGAUGAGAUUAACAAAAUAAAAAACGCGUAGUGACAACGCAAGGACAAAGAGAAGAUUCUGACGACGAAUAAACAAAUUUGUCUAGAAAUUAUUUUACAAAAUCAAGGUUUCUUUUCGAAUCAAAUUUGGAUCUACCGAAAAUAAGAUGACUAAAUAGAGAAUUUUAGGCGAUAUUUGAGGAUUUUCAUAAAUAGUAUAGUUUCA